Molecule: messenger RNA, 7676 nt
Organism: Pocillopora meandrina
Lineage: Eukaryota; Metazoa; Cnidaria; Anthozoa; Scleractinia; Pocilloporidae
Source: the annotation of a GenBank genome assembly
AUGAUGAAAACUACCUGGCUCUUGGUAGUUUUCACGUUGUUAGUGGUGCUUUAUCAAGCAACAGCAGUUCCUGUAGCAUCAUCUUACAAGUUAGAAAAUGAAAAUUUUAUGGAGGUAAUGGAGGCUAAGGAGAAAGCUGAAGAGGCCAGUGACGACGACAAGGCCAAGGAUGAAGAGGAUGAAGAAGCAAGUAAGGAAGAUGAAGAGAAGGAAGAUGAAACCAAAAACGACGAAGACGAUAAGGACGAUGAAGACAAAAAGGAAGACGAGGAGAAGAAAGAUGAUGAUGACAAGAAGGAAGACGAAGAAAGUAAGGAUGAUGAUGAUGAUAAAAAAGACGAGGAAGAGAAGAAAGACGAUAAAGAAGAGGAAGACGACAAAGAAGAGGAACCUGAUCUCAAUGAUCAACAGAACGAUCAAGACUCGUCUGGGGAAGAAAAUGUAGAUCUUGAUUCCGAGCAUUUGGUGCUUCAGGGAAGCGGUAAUGGAAAAAUCAAAGGAGUUGUGAUUGAAGAUUCAGACAAAGAGAAGGACAAACCCGAAAAGCGUUCCGUGGAUGAUGACAAAAAGGCAGUGAAGAGCACACAAGGUAACACCAUUUCCUAUUUUUUAAUACCUCGUUAACUAAUGAUCAUGUAUUUUAACUAUAUGUAGAGUAUAUUUGAAAUAGCUUUCAAAUAUCAGUAACUCAUGUUCAAGACAAGCUAUUGUAAAAAAGAUUCUGUUUUACCUUUUUAGUAAAACAACUUGGUUUAGCCUUCACAUUUUCAGUUUCUAACAAGGGUUAGAAAUGAAACUAUGAUUGCGGACCAGAACUUUAGUUUCGGGAACAAUAUCUAAUCACGAAGCCAAAAUCAUUAAUUUUUCAUGACUUUUUAGUGUUUUAUGAUUGUUUUGUCUACAGACUUAAGGACUAAAAUUCACGAAUUACUUUCCAGAUUAAGAAAAGUACAAAAUACGACACUGAUGAUAACCAUAAAGUGCAGAGAAUUUUCAUUUUAAAAAAAUUUUAAAACAUUUUUCUCGCUGCGCUUAUCGAAGCAUGAAAGGGUUGCAGGUGAUCAGCCACCUGUAUCCAUGGAGCAGAAAGGAUGAACUCAAGGCUGUGCUUCAUUUUUUACUUAACAAAAUAGAUGAAAAGACAUCUAUACUUAUCCUUGCUUUCCAAAUUUCCGUAUAGCUCAGCUAUUGUGGCACAAACAACUUUCGUUGUUUGGUCUUCUUCAAAGUAAAGGUGAUCAGGUCUGACAAUGGAUGGAAAAUCAUUUUAAAAAACCUUAAAAUCACUGUGCUCGGCUCUUUAAUCAGUCCAGUCCAAGAGAUUGGACUCAUGCUUUAGUUUCAAUGACAAUGAAAUUAAAAGAAAAUUAUUAUGUCCGUUACGUGGUCUAUCUUUUCCGUACAUUAGACAUUAGCAUAAAUAAUUGGAAAAUAGGGGUAAUGUGAUUAAUUUCAUUGCUUAUUACAGUAUCUAUAGUUAUGUCUGACAAAACUGCCCAAAAAUGUGAAUCCCGUCAAAUCAGUGUCGUAUUUGCCUAGCAAAGGUAUAUUGCAUGAACUAACUUUAUGGUAUUUGCAUGUUGUUCUUUGCAUGUUGCAUGAUACCGAUUGCAUGAAUAGUUCAAGAAAAACGGUGUGGUUGUGGUUCCUGGGGUGAACCAGGUGAGGGUUGCGGCUGCGGUAACUGCUGUGGCGGUUUCGAAUGCCCCCAAACUUGUGGAAGCUGUGGGUGCGGUUGUUGCCCGCAACUUAACUUCCCCGUCACUUUCGGUGCAUGUGUAAACAAUCCGUGCUGUGAAUGUUGUCAGAAAAAACCACCGAAGGGAAAAUGUCAGUGGCCUUGCAUGUGGCCCUGCUGCUGCGAAUGCGAUCCACCCAAGUUUAAAUUCACGCCGCUCAAGCCCAAGCCAAUGUGUCAUUGUCCUAACUCUCAUGGAUGCUGUGGCGGAAAGAAGAGUGUAGGUGAGUUGAUUUGUUCUGUUUGUAACGUUAAAUCAUUGACAAAUUGCUAUUUUUUUGCGUGGAUCUUCCAACAGCUACUUUUGAAAGGAAUGUAACUCCUUUAGACUUCAUAUUGGCGGAGGAGCAAGCAGUGUCACCUUUUAAAGUUAAUAGCUCCACGUCACGGAAGGUGGUGACAAAACCUUUUUCUUACUGAUGAUAUAAUGUUAUCUAUCACCCAUGGGGACGUAAAUGAGAAACCAAGGCUUUGCUUUUUGUUGUCUCGUUCUUUCUUUUCUUUUCGUUUCAGUGAGAGAAACUCUCUGAAAUAACUAAAACAUCCCAAAGGUCUUCUGAUAAGACUUCAGUGGGAUUCUAAGGAAGAUUAAUUUAUUUAUAUUCAUUCGCGAAAAAGAAGCAAAUAAUCUGGAAAUAUCGAACUCAGUCAGCUUUCUGAUACUAUUUUAUAAAUAGGAGGAAAGUCAGUAGCAUUAAAAAAAGAAAGAAAAAUGAAACUAGUGCUAAUUAUUUCUUAAAAUAUUCAGGUCCUGUAAAAAGAGCUGAUGUCAAAAAGCGGUGCGGUUGUGGCUUCGGAUAUGGUGGUUAUGGAUAUGGCGAUUUUGGUGCCGGUCUUGGUUAUGGACCUUUCGGUGGAUAUGGACCCUACGGAUAUGGCCCCUACGGAUAUGGCGGAUAUUUGCACGGUCUUGGUCCAUUCAAUGGUGGCUUCCCCUUUCCAUUAUACUAGGCGAGUAAAAUAUUUUUCUAGCCAUUUUGUAUUUGCCUUGGAAUGGAGAACACUCAUUUUGGAAAUUCCGUAGGGCUUUUUAUUUUUUGACUUGAAUUGUGUAUACUCGACGGUGAUUAAACUUUUGACCAAAAAGAGACUACCCUACACUAUAUUCCCAACAUAUCUAAUGUAUUGUUUAGCAAGUAAAACAAAUGUCAUCCUUUGUGAAUUAAAGAUGAAUUUCAGUUGUAAAUCAUAAAAAAGCAGCGUAACACUUUUUUGUAUGUUAAACCCCUUUUGGACUUAUUCUAUUUGUAUAAUUAUUACUUACUUACUUUGACCCCUUUUAUUUUAUCUUACAGGUCCCUUGAUCAUUGGCAAAAUGUCACCUCGUGAGGAGUAGUUUCUCGACGUAUGCUCUGUCUGGACAAUUUUUAAAAUGAGCGAAAGCCUCGAAAUAAUUUUUACAUGUAAAAAAAAUGUAACAAAGCAAUAUCCCCCGAUGAAGCAAAAUAAUAAUUAUCAAUUACGAAAGAAAAAGUCGUUUCCAGCGAGAAACGUGUCCUUGAAGAAACUAUUUUUGAAAAAUAACAUUUAAUCACCCAUCAUUCCAUCAUCCUGCAUGAGCUUACCAACUCGCAUGAACGCAUGCUAGUAAAUAAAAUGAAUCAAUUUUGUGGUGGUUAAUGUCUUUUCCCAUUCUCAUUCGUAUAUAUCACCCAAUCUCAUGAUUGAGAUGGUAAUGGUUCAAGGCUCAUUGCACAUUGAUCCGAGCCUCGACUCUUAAGUGCUCCUUUGAUAAUUGAGAUAUUAAAUAUAGCCGUUCUUCAUAAUUAGUAAAAAUCAGCAACUCCAGUCUCCAGUCCAGUUAAGUCUUACAAAAUCAUUGAAUUGUGAGACAUUUGAAAAAAGAAAAAAAAAAAGGAGGGCGGUCACUGAAAAACGAAAUAGCAGUCAUUGGGACUGAGAGAUACAUUCAGUCCAAGUAGUUUCUGUUUUUGUUUUGUUGUUUUUUUACUCAACUAGAUAGCAGUUCCACUGCUUACUCAAUUAAAAUCGAAUACACUAACAUAUGAACUAAUGAUGUUCUCUAAAUAUGAAUGAGAGCCGAUAGUCCAUUCAGUUGCAUUCCUCAUUACCAACGGUUGCAAUCAAAUUUGAAAAAUUAGUAACUUAUCCUAUUUUCCUGUCAAAAACUGAGACCAGUUAGAGAAAACUAUAUCUUCUUUUCUUGGGGUUUUUCAAGAAAGUUAAUGCAAAUCUUUACUAGUUAAAAUUGUAAUAAUAGAGAUCAAGAAUCUUGAAGGGUUCUUGUAGGAUGUUUAGAUUUAUUUCACUAUUCAUCCCAAUUACUACAAAGCAACAAAAUGCAUAACAACAAAGAUUACCCGCACAUUUUUUUGGCUUUACAACAUGCCAAAGGGAAAUACUUUUUGUACAGUUAGUAUUUUUCGUGGAGUAUGGCAUUCUUUUCGAAUUUCGGCAUUUACCGUACACACCUCAGGAUCGCGGAUUCAUUAGCUUCUGUGCCUUUCGAUAAGUCGCUCAAAUAAAAGCACAUAACUUAGAUUAAAGAAAAGCUGGCGAUAGCUGCCCUGCCCACGUUUAGUCAAAGCAGUAUUCAUUCGCACAAUGUUUAGGAAAUGCACUUCCGCAACCCGAGUAUUUUCCAGUCUGACUAUGAGAAGCGUGCAGUUUCGUAGCCUUCUUUUCUUUUAAUAUAUCUACUGGUGGAAGGAAGAGAUAUGCGUGUACUUACACAGUCUCGUUGCAUCAAAGACGCUGAGUGUGGUAACCACUCGCCAGCUUCUCUUCACUAUUGCUGGUGAGUAUCUUUUUUUGCGAUCUGCCCUUUAAAAAUUUUCGAUUGUUUACUUUGGCAAACCCAUAGACAGGGCAGCUUCGUCAACAUGAAACCUUCUUCUAGUCAUGUCUGCAUUCUGCCAUGAUUGUUAAGGCAGUAAACAUCUCUUAAUACGAAGCUGGCCUGAUCUUGCGUUUAUGUCUUAAGCAUGCUUUUACAAGAUGUAUGAAUGAAGUAACCCAGUAACGUGCUGAUUUUAUGUCGUUCUUAACAGCAAGACGUUCAGGCUUUUGUGGAUGUUGCAAUUGUUGCGGUGGCUUUGGAUGCCCUCAUGUUUGCCAUCAUUGCUGUGGCGGUUGCUGUGGAUGCUGCGGCCAUGGUUGCGAAUCGAUAACAUUCCCGGUUGAGUUUGGUGCAUGCGUUGACAAUCCUUGUUGUCAAUGCUGUAAAAAAAAACCAAAGAAAGGCUACUGUCAGUGGCCCUGUAUGUGGCCCUGCUGCUGCGAGUGCAAAGUUCCUCAAUUUAAGUUGAAGCCCUUGAAGCCAAAAGCUGUCCCUAAGGAUUGCCAUACUUGCUGUCAUGGUUGCUGUCACGGUUGCUGCGGUUGUUGUCAUUGUUGCCGAAAGAGUGGAGGUAUAAUUUGACUAAAUCAUUCACUUGCUGGUCCUAAACAAUUUAUUUUCGUUGAAACCCUCAGAAAAAUUACGUUCUGUUAUUUUGCAAUUGUACAAUUUUGUAAUUCCGUUGUCGUUGUUUUUCUGUUAAACUUCACACUUUUUCUAAGGAAUAGCUCAUUUAAGAAUAUGUUCAUAUGCUGAAUAUGUUGAGAAUCACUCAUAUUAAAAUGUGACCAAAGUGAUUGACAGAUUGGCUAAUAGUGCUAACACAACUACUUUUCUAGUUCACUGCAGCAAGCGAUGCCUUAUUCCACCAACCAUUACAGAUAUUCAACCGCUUCCUUAUUUCUUCAGUCCUGUGGUUCCUCUCUACUAUGGGGCACCAUUCCCGCCACAGUAUCUAUACUAUUACUACUGAGGAAGGUCAGUGGAGACUCUCUAGCUCUUUAGAUAUUAUUAGUCCUUCCAGACAGAGUCAACGUCUGCUUUACAGCAAUGGUAGAUGCGGAUUGUUUUUUUUUUUUUUGGGUGUUGUUUUUUUUUUUUUUUGUGAAAAAUAAUUUUCUUUCUCCAAUUUCAUGCAAAUACGACUAAUUUUGUUGAAGGAAAAAACAGCAUGUUGCAGUUGGGCUCAUUUUAUGGCUGUUUUUUGAGGGGCGCGAGAACUUGGAUUUAAUCAUAUGUUUAUAAUGCUUACUUUGGAAUAAGAAACAGACCACAGUGUAAGGACUUAUUUCCAUUCCACUUGCAAAACUACCCAGAAAAUAGUGCGUAAAUCAAAACGAAGAAUCUAGGGUCUACUUUUUUGUUAUCGGAUGUUAAAAUCGUUCAGGCACUUCAAGUUUCCUCGUCUUUCUCUCUCUGCAGAAUGUCCCUGACAAGCAUACAGCAUACCACAGCGGAUUGCAUUAAUUGCGAUCAAAGAUUAGGACAAUAGUGAAAUGUUUUGAUUAAUUAGAGGGUUAAAAUUAUAGAUAAAUUAACAAUAAUGUAGUUAGAAACUAUUAAAAAUCAAUCAAAGCUGCAAUAAAGAAUAAAUUUGAAACAUGCAAAUAUCUGUUGAAUUAUCUGGUAAUGAAGUUUUGAUGCAAAGUUUUUCGCCUAAAAUCUUAUAUUUAAGGUACGUAGAUCUGAAUAUUGCUAUAAUAAAUGAAUUGUUAAGUUAAAAAACAGACUAGAUCUAAAUAAAUAUCCUUCAUCAAAAAUUUACCGUAAACAAUAUUAUGAUAGCAUGAAGAGAGUAUUUAACAGUUACUCAACAAUAAAACUUAUUUAACAUUAAAAGUAAAAACUUAUUUUAACAUUUUAGUAAACUAAAGGAUAUUUAAAUGAAUGCAAAGUAAACACACCGGUAUUUUAUUUCAUUCCACUCUCAAAUGUUGGUUUUUGUUUUCACAUUCUUCACUACUCUGAUUCCUGUAGAAAAACGCUGCGGAUGUGGCGGAUGCGGAUGUGGCGGAUGCGGUGGAUGUGGAGAUGCCUUCGAUUCUGGCGGCUGUGAUUACAUGGGAGGGGGUUGCGGCGGAGCACCCGGAGGCAUCUACGGACCCAGUUGUGGAUGUGGUGGUUGUGGAACCUGUGGAACAAACGACUGGUGUGCUGCUGGUACCAUGUGCUCCAACUGCAAAGGAGGAUUCGGUGCCCCAAUCACUUGCUCAGGAUGUAACACCGGCUGCUGCCCAAGUCUCACGUUUCCCUGUCAAUUUGGCGCCACUGUGAACAACCCUGGUUGUGAAUGUUGCAAAGAAAAGACCCCUCCUGGAAAGUGCAAGUGGCCAUGCAUGUGGCCCUGCUGCUGUACCUGCACACCACCUAAAUUUGAGUUCAAACCGCUGAAACCCGAGCCUGUGUGUCACUGUCCAUCACCACACAGUCACCAUACAGCCUGUGGACAUCACUGUUUAAGAAGAUCAAGUAAGUAGGGUUCUCUCCAGGAAAGUAAACGUAAAACGGAGAGCAAACCGUCUCGUCAGAAAAGACAGGUGUCUAAUUGCAAGCUUUACGAGAGGUAGAGGAUAAGCUACAACUUUGCUUUAAGAAGCUGUUGAAAUGAGACUGUUCUUUUUUUUAAUUGUGUGGCUAAAUUUGCCACGGGAAAAAAUUGUAUUACUUAGUAUAAUUGUUCCCCUGCAAUAGGUAACGCAUUCUUAAUUUGUUUCUUUUGCUCCCGUUUUCAGGUAAGCGAGGCCCUGUGAAACGCAGCUUAAUGGAGGAACAGCCAUCUCCUUUUGUGCCAGUCCCAUACAAUUACGGUUAUGCACCAUUCUACAACCCAUUCUUCAAUGGUGUACCAAUGAUGCCUUUUCCAAGAGUAUUUUAAACUGAUCAACUAGGUAUUUCUAUAUAUCUGUAACUUAAACGUGAAUUCAAAUCGUUCAAGCGCUACAUAGCCUCACCACCAUUUCGACCAUAAUUUUUUGUCACAACACAAUGACCCAAACUAACGCAUAUCUCCCAAUUUAUCACAACAGAUCUCGUAACUUGAAAAGGAGCCUCGGAUAUGGAGAGAUGACAACACGCAACUUCAAAUCAGCACGCCUAAGGCAAUGCGGAACGAAUGAUGAACAAUGAACGCUUCGUUGA